GCCGCCGCCGCCUCCUCCUCCGCCGCUGCCGCCAUGAAGCGGAAGACCUCGGCGGCGGGCGGGCGGCGAAACUCGGCCCCGGCCAGCCUGCCCGACACGCCGCCGCCGCCGGCCGUCAAGAAGACGCGCAGCUCGGCCACGCUGCCCGCCGUCCUGGAGGCGGACGAGCCGGCGCCGCGGCCCCUCCGGAGAGAGCUCUACCUGCAGAUCACAGAUCGUGUUUAUUUUGCCAUUCUCUUCCACAAACCAAAGAGUGGUAGCUCAAGCACACAUUAUUUCUGCGUAGAUGAUGAAUUUGUGUAUGAGAAUUUCUAUGCAGAUUUUGGCCCACUCAAUCUGGCAAUGAUUUACAGAUACUGUUGCAAGCUAAAUAAAAAAUUGAAGUCCUUUACCAUGUUAAGAAAGAAGAUUGUUCAUUAUACUGGCUUUGAUCAGAAAAAGCAAGUCAACGCAGCCUUCCUCAUAGGCUGUUACGCAAUAAUAUAUCUGAGGGAAUCUCCAGAAAACAUAUACAGGCAUUUAGUGUCUGAAAAUGUGACAUAUCUUCCUUUCAGGGAUGCUGCGUUUGGUACCUGCAGUUUUCAUCUAACGCUGCUCGACUGCUUUCAGGCGGUAAAUAAGGCUUUGCGGUAUGGCUUCCUUGAUUUCAAUUCAUUUGAUGUAGAUGAAUAUGAACACUAUGAGAGGGCUGAAAAUGGAGACUUUAACUGGAUAAUACCAAAAAAAUUCAUUGCCUUCAGUGGCCCACACUCAAGAAGUAAAAUUGAAAAUGGUUACCCACAUCACGCCCCCGAGGCCUAUUUUCCCUACUUCAGAAGACAUAAUGUUACCACUAUAAUCCGUCUAAACAAGAGAGUGUAUGAUGCAAGGAGAUUUAAAGAUGCAGGGUUUGAGCAUUAUGAACUCUUCUUUGCUGAUGGAAGUAUACCUAAUGAUGCCAUCAUCAGAACAUUCCUAAGUAUUUGUGAAAACGCUGAAGGUGCUAUAGCAGUUCAUUGCAAAGCUGGACUUGGCAGAACUGGCACACUUAUAGCCUGUUACAUUAUGAAGCAUUACAGGAUGACUGCUGCUGAAGCGAUUGCCUGGAUUCGAAUCUGCAGACCUGGCUCUGUGAUUGGAGCACAGCAGCACUUCCUGUUAGAGAAACAGUCAGAACUUUGGUUGGAAGGUGAUAUUCUCCGUGCAAAGCUAAGGAAGACUGCAAAAUACACUGUUACGAAAAUUCUUUCAGGAGUAGAUGACAUUUCAAUUCAUGAUUCCAAAAGUCAGAUUGGCAGCAGUAAAGAUUCUGAACCGUACAGUGAUGAUGAAGAAGAAAUGCACUCAGUUACGCAAGGAGAUAAGCUUCGUGCCCUGAAAAGUAAACAGCAGUCAAAAGGAAACUCAGUUCCACUAACGGUAAUUCUACAGUCCAGUGUUCAGAAAAGUAAACAGCCUGAAACUAGCAAUUCUGACAGCAAUUCAGGCCAUUCUAAAAGAACAACCAGGUCUACUGCAAGAAAAGGCAGUUUUAAAAGUCUGGUGCCCCAGAGGGAAAGGAGGAAAAGGGAUGCUUCACAACAAAUGCGCUUAUGCAGUGCUCCCAAACCAAGAACCAGAACUGUGUUGCGUUAAAAGCAAUCAGAGUGGAAGAGGAUGCAAAGGAAACAAAAGGACAUGGCUGCCAAUUAAAACAAUUGGAAGAAACUUUUUUGUAUAUAUAAAAAAAGCAGUGGUCUAUUUUUUAUAUUUAGUUGGAAGACGUUUUAGUUUUGUGAAGAGAACUUUUGUGUGAGGACCCUAAAUUACUGUAAACUGUACCAUUUUUACUAUUAAUGCUAGGAAAUUAUUCCCAAAUAUAAAAAGCAGCGUGUAAAUUUUA
Messenger RNA from Podarcis raffonei (Aeolian wall lizard), 1861 nucleotides. It is a transcript of the gene CDC14B, whose product is annotated as cell division cycle 14B. The coding region runs from base 34 to 1614 and encodes 526 amino acids. Gene Ontology annotation, molecular function: protein serine/threonine phosphatase activity; protein tyrosine/serine/threonine phosphatase activity. The record is from RefSeq and is a predicted model, not a curated record. NCBI's taxonomy places the organism in Eukaryota, Metazoa, Chordata, Lepidosauria, Squamata, Lacertidae. Gene Ontology annotation, biological process: microtubule cytoskeleton organization; cilium assembly; protein dephosphorylation. The transcript has 15 exons. Gene Ontology annotation, cellular component: nucleolus; mitotic spindle; centrosome.